Messenger RNA from Alnus glutinosa, 1658 nucleotides. RefSeq names its product probable xyloglucan galactosyltransferase GT19. NCBI's taxonomy places the organism in Eukaryota, Viridiplantae, Streptophyta, Magnoliopsida, Fagales, Betulaceae. Gene Ontology annotation, molecular function: glycosyltransferase activity. Bases 203 to 1522 code for a protein of 439 amino acids. The record is from RefSeq and is a predicted model, not a curated record. The transcript has a single exon.
CUCUUUUUCCACCAAUCUCUCCCUCUUUCUCUCUCACAACGCAACAACAAAGUUAAAGAAAAACAACUCUCGGCAUGGAUCAUUACAACUAAAGGAAAAGAAAAAGCAUCUCCCUAGCUGUCUCCCCCCCCACCCAAAAAAAAAAAAAAAAGGAUCCAAACUUCUCCAUCGCUCCCCAAUCCCCAAUCCCCAAUCCAUUCCCAUGGCCUCCAUACCCAGAAUUCUCAUUCUCACCACCACCCUCUUCCUCUUACUCCUCAAAUCGACCGUUUCCCAGCCCACCACUGACUGCACGGACCGUUGGAUCUACAUCAGACGGCUGCCCUCUCGGUUCAACCUGGAUCUCUUGUCCAACUGCUCCCAAUACCCUCUCUUCGACAACUUCUGCCCCUACCUCCCCAACCACGGCCUCGGCCACAAGACCCAUCCUCGCUCCCACAGCUGGUUCCGCACCGACCCUCUCAUGCUGGAGCUCAUCUUCCACCGCCGCAUGCUCGACUACUCUUGCCUCACCACCGAUCCCAACGCCGCCAACGCCGUCUAUCUCCCUUACUAUGCCGCCAUCGAUGCCCUCCGUUACCUCUACGGCCCCGACGUCAAUGCCAGCGCCGACCACGGCCUUGAAUUGUUCGAAUUUCUCCAAGAUGAUAGCCCCGGGAUGUGGGCUCGCCAUGAAGGCCACGACCAUUUCCUGGUCAUGGCCAGGCCUUCCUGGGACUUCUCGCAACCUUUGCGCAACCAUCCCCCCACGUGGGGCAGUUCCUUCCUCCAACUUCCCGAGUUCUACAACGUCACGGCUUUGACGUUAGAGGCCAGAGCUUGGCCGUGGCAGGAACACGCCGUCCCUUACCCGACCUCGUUUCACCCCCCGACCCUCUCCUUCUUGGAGUCGUGGAUUCGCCGCGUGAGGCGGUCCAGGAGGUCCACCUUUAUGCUCUUCGCCGGCGGCGGAGGGGUCUCGGCCACGCCCAACAUCCGGCGGAGCAUUAGGAACGAGUGUGAGAAUGAGUCCAAUAAUGUGACCCAGUCUCUUGGUGGGUACGUGAAGCUGUGUGAGGUCGUGGAUUGCUCUAAUGGCGCGUGUGAGCACGACCCAAUAAGGUACAUGAAGCCUAUGUUGCAAGCGAGCUUUUGCUUGCAGCCACCCGGGGACACACCCACGCGGAGGUCCACUUUUGAUAGCCUUCUCGCCGGCUGCAUACCGGUCUUCUUCGAGGACUUGUCGGCGAAGUCGCAGUACAAGUGGCAUUUGCCGGAAGAGAUAUACGGGGAGUUCUCGGUCUUUAUACCAAAGGAGGAGGUGGUGUUUAAGGGACAGAGAAUUUUAGACGCGUUAAUGAGUAUACCCACAACCAGAGUUAGGAGGAUGAGAGAGAAAGUGUUGGAGUUAAUGCCGAGAGUUAUGUACAGGAGGCACGGGAGUUCCUUCAAUUUCAGGACAACCAAAGAUGCAUUUGACAUUGCAAUUGAGAGUACAUUACAAAGGAUUAAAUCUAGGCUUGAAGCAGUAGCAUUUGAGUAGUAACUUUAUUUAUUUAUAGGAUUCUAUUUUUAUUUCUUGUUUUUGUAAUUAUCAUUAGUUACUGUUAAUUUUUCUUUUUCGAUUUCCUUUUACUUCACAAAUAGUUCAUUGCAUAAGUGCAAGGAAGAUUAUAUUA